Messenger RNA from Tremella mesenterica DSM 1558, 468 nucleotides. RefSeq lists its product as uncharacterized. The record is from RefSeq and is a predicted model, not a curated record. Bases 1 to 468 code for a protein of 155 amino acids. NCBI's taxonomy places the organism in Eukaryota, Fungi, Basidiomycota, Tremellomycetes, Tremellales, Tremellaceae. The transcript is spliced from 8 exons.
AUGGCCCUCCGUCUCUCGACCAAACGUUUGAUGAAAGAACUCAAGGAUAUACAAGAGAAGGGAACGCCAGCAGGUAUCAUACCACUCUCCACCGAAUCAGUAGAUGAAUGGGUGUUCCUGAUCUGCGUUCUGGGCGAUGAGACCAUAUACAAGGGAGAACAAUUCGCACUCCGACUGAUCUUUAGUGAUCGAUAUCCUAUUGAUUGUCCUCAGGUCACCUUCAUAGCGGACGAUCAGUAUCAGCCCCCUUUACAUCCCCACGUCUAUUCUAACGGUCAUAUUUGCGCAUCCAUAUUUGGGAACGAGUGGUCUCCCGUGUUAACGGCCGUGAGCAUUUGCAUCACUAUGCAAUCCAUGUUAGCGAGUAACAAGAAGAAGGAACGACCAGAAGGGAAUGACAGAUACGUCAGAACAGCGCCCGAUAACCCGAAAAAGACAAAAUGGGUAUAUGACGAUGAUACGGUGUAG